AUUGGUUGUCGUAAACACGCGGACCAAUGAUUAAUCAGCUUGAAUUUCACUAGCAUUCGGCUGCCUCUGACAGCUGAGGUUAAAUGUCCCUUCACACGAAUCUGUGAUCAAGGAAAAUUUAAGUAGUUUCUCUAUUUCAGCAAUGAGCAGGUUAGCCGCCUUAUUCAGAAGGUUCAGAAUAGUCAAAGAACAUGUUGGCACGGACCAUUUAGGGAAUAAGUACUUCUUCAUACCAGAGCAAAAGACCUGGACGGGACGGAGCGUUCGAUCGAGGAGGUCGGUAGAGGCUGUCAAUCCCAAGGAGUUUGAGUACCUGGAGGGGAGCAUCCCCUCAGAGUGGGACGCUUGGAUUCGAGGCAGAAGGAAGACGCCCCCUACAGUUGAGGAGCUGCUGCAGAAUGAGAGGUACAGGGAGCAAGUCAAACUGCGGGCCCAGGAGGCGGAGCAGAGAGACCUAGCCCUGCAGAGCCAGGAGUACGAGGAGGGGCUUGUGGCGCGCCCCGCCCAAACCCUCAUCAAAGGCCACGCCUCCGCCACUCACUAUGCCCCCGCCCAGAUGGGGGAGGAGCCCGUCAGCACCGCCAACACUUUCCAGCCGGGGUCCUGGAGCCCCCCGGGAGGGGACAACCCGAAAAAAUAAGACCCCGCCCACCCCACAUGCUGUGCACAUUUGAAAUACUUUUAUUUAGCCAUGUUUUUUUUCUAGUGGGCAAGUUGAGUGAGUGACUGUGCAAUGGUCAGCCAUUUUGCUUAAAUUCUCAGUUGACCUUUGUGACAGAUCGUGGAACUGUGCGCUUCCCUUGUCCGCUUUAGAGUUGAGUGUGCAAGAAUGUAGACUGGCCCGAAUGUCCUCUAUUUCAUCAAUAAAAACAUGAAAAUAUGA
Messenger RNA from Anguilla rostrata (American eel), 883 nucleotides. RefSeq names its product NADH:ubiquinone oxidoreductase complex assembly factor 2 (gene ndufaf2). The transcript has 4 exons. Gene Ontology annotation, cellular component: membrane; mitochondrion. Gene Ontology annotation, biological process: mitochondrial respiratory chain complex I assembly. The coding region runs from base 143 to 640 and encodes 165 amino acids. The record is from RefSeq and is a predicted model, not a curated record. Lineage: Eukaryota; Metazoa; Chordata; Actinopteri; Anguilliformes; Anguillidae.